AUGGAGGAGUAUCAGUCACAGAUUGGGGAAGCUCAGACGCUCCUCGGCGAAAAGACGGCCGCCCUGGAGCGAGAGAACUUCCGGCUACGCCGAGUGCAGGAGGAGGUGGCAGCCUUGCGCCGGCGUCUGGAGCGGGCCCAGCGCAUGGAGCUGGCCGGUACUGCCGACGAGGUCCUUCAAGAAGAGGUGCGCGAGUACAAGGAGCAACUCACCUGCCCUUCGUGCAAGGUGAAGAAGAAGGACGCCGUGUUGACGAAGUGUUUCCACGUGUUCUGCUUCGAUUGCCUGCGCACUCGCUACGAGACGCGACAACGCAAGUGCCCCAAGUGCAAUGCCGCCUUCGGAGCCAACGACUACCACCGCCUCUAUCUCUCCUAACGGCAUCCAGGUAGUCUCUCGUUCGACGACACCGCUUCUCCUGAUAUACUGUAUGUGAUAGUCGAGUAAAAGGAAAAAAGAACGAGAAGUCGUUGCAUGCACGCGGCGAUGCAUGCCCAUAAAGCGAUGCCACUCCUUCGAUCAUUCACUGUAUCUUGUACGCAUCAACACAGGCUCCUAUGUUUUUUUUUCGCCUCAAAUUCCUAAGUUAUUUCCCCCUGUCACUCCGUUCCAUGUUGUUAUUUGUUCAUUUGUUGUGGAACAAGCCGUGUCCAUGAAGCUGGAAAAAGGGAAAUAAAAAUCUUAUGGUGAG
This is a messenger RNA of Darwinula stevensoni, 691 nucleotides long. NCBI's taxonomy places the organism in Eukaryota, Metazoa, Arthropoda, Ostracoda, Podocopida, Darwinulidae. The record is from the annotation of a GenBank genome assembly.